AACACCUCAGUAUGUGUUUUCUUCCACAAGAUUGGACAUACAAACUGAUAAGAAUUUUAGUAACCUGACCAUUUUGAGUACAACCCAAGAAGACGAGGGAAUGUACCAUUGUGCAAUCACAGAGUGGAAUAAUCUUGAAUGGAGCGGGACAUAUUUGUUAGUUAAAGGAAACACUGAAAGGACAUCAAACUAUACUGUUGUUCAGUGGCCGACAGUAUCUGAUCCAGUCCAUCCAGGAGACUCCGUGACUCUCCAGUGUUCAAUCCUCUCUGAAUACGAGAACAAGACGUGUCCAGGAGGACACAGUGUUUACUGGUUCAGAGCCGGAUCAAAUGCAUCUCAUCCAGACCUCAUCUACACUGAUGGAAGUAGCCGUGAUGAAUGUAGAAAGAAAACUGGCAUUCACUCAUCUCCAAAGAGCUGUGUCUAUCGUUUCUCUAAAAACAUCAGCUCCUCUGAUGAUGGGACUUAUUACUGUGCUGUGGCCACAUGUGGAGAGAUAUUAUUUGGAAAUGGAACUAAACUGGAACUUGUGCAAACAACACAUUCACUAUUUAUUGGAAUAGUGAUAUUAAUAGUCUGCUUGGCCAUUUCUGUUGCUGCAAAUGUUGUCUUCAUCUGCAACCGAAGUCUAAGAGUACAUGAACAAUAUAAAGGAAUGGAAAGCACUAUUUCAGAAGCUCAACAUGACAACUUGCGCCAACAGACUGAAGCUGAUGACAGAAUGAACUACGCUGCACUGAAUUUCUCAGAAAGAAAAGCAACGAGAGGAAGAAAGAAGAAAGACUUUUCAGAGGAUUGUGUGUACUCUCAAGUUAAAUGAUGAUACUGUUGAUAAUAUUGAGCACUUGCAUCUGUUUGUGAUUAUUUUGUUCUGUUUUUUUUAUCUUGGCUAAAUAUUAAAUAUAAACCCUUACUCAAAAAAAUUAUUUUAUUGUUGAUACAAUUAGGACUAUCAUAGUCUAUAACACAGUAUUGUUGCCUUUCUUACAUAUCAUCUUUAUCAUAUUUAUCAUAUCAGUGUUAUCUUUGGUCUU
Thunnus maccoyii (southern bluefin tuna) is the source of this 1037-nucleotide messenger RNA. RefSeq lists its product as uncharacterized. The record is from RefSeq and is a predicted model, not a curated record. NCBI's taxonomy places the organism in Eukaryota, Metazoa, Chordata, Actinopteri, Scombriformes, Scombridae. Gene Ontology annotation, biological process: response to bacterium. The transcript has 5 exons. The coding region runs from base 101 to 823 and encodes 240 amino acids.